This is a messenger RNA of Xenia sp. Carnegie-2017, 2475 nucleotides long. Its product is annotated as pre-mRNA 3'-end-processing factor FIP1-like. Lineage: Eukaryota; Metazoa; Cnidaria; Anthozoa; Malacalcyonacea; Xeniidae. The coding region runs from base 27 to 2033 and encodes 668 amino acids. The record is from RefSeq and is a predicted model, not a curated record. Gene Ontology annotation, cellular component: mRNA cleavage and polyadenylation specificity factor complex. Gene Ontology annotation, molecular function: RNA binding. The transcript has 20 exons.
GUGAUGAUAAUGAUUAAAUACACUACAUGCCCAAAGUCAAAGGCCACCUUCACCAAUUAGACGAACAACAACAAAGAAAUGUUUGUGUUUACACAAGACACGCAAUAAUAACCACAAAUGAUGGUAGAUGUAACGCAGAGGACAUGGGGAUUUGUAUCAUGGCGAACGCAGCCGACCAAGAAAACGAAGCAACAAAUUUUCAUCAAAAUGGAGAAGAGAAAGAAAUAAAAGUAGAGGAAAGUAAACUGUCGGCGGAUGCACCCGAGUUUCAACCUGAAGUCCUGAAGAAGAAAGAAGAAGCGAAGAAAAGCGAACAGAGCAAUGACGAUGAGGAGGAUGACGAAGACGAUGACGACGACGAUGAUGACGAAGAUGACGAUGAAGAUGACGAUGACGUAAAGAUUAUUAUCGGGGAUGUGAACGCGGAUCCUAACUCUGCGUUGUACGGUAAUCCAGUCAAUUGGAAUUUUAAGUCCAGUUCAGGAGCGACAACUGCAAAACCAACCACACCUGGAGCUCCAGCUAAGGGUGUUAACGUCGAUGGCGUUGGGACUGUAAAUGGUGUAAAUAUUUACGAAUAUGAUUUGGACACAGGAUCUGAAGAUAAACCUUGGAGAAAACCAGGUGCGGACAUUACCGAUUAUUUUAAUUACGGUUUUACCGAAGACACGUGGCGUCAGUAUUGCGAAAAACAAAGGCGUAUACGUAUGGAGCUCACGAUGUCCAAGAAAACAUAUGUGGUACCAACGGGAAUUCCUACAUUUGCUGCACCACCGCCGGACACCAUUGUCUUGCCUGAUGGCACUGUGAAAAAAAGAGCCGGACCUCCUCCUGAAAGGAAGCCCGAAGGUAGCAUCGACGUCAUUGGCGGAGAGAACUCACGAGUUGAAAGUCGGCGUCGACCAAACGAGGAUGAAAUUACUCACCCAGUACAAGAGGGAAUUCCGUCACAACAAAGAAUUUUACCUCAAGCCCACACUGCGCCACCUACGAUACAUCCACCUAUACCGGAGCCCGGGACACACUUCAUACGUCCCCCUGAAAAUCCUCCCUCGUCUCAUCCCCCCAAUGUGAAUCCCAUUCCGACGGGCAUCUCUCGCAUUCCCACCAUGAGACCUCCCUUCAUUCACGACGGCACUCGUCCUCCGCACAGUUUCCCACAUGGUAUACCGAGAAUGCAUCCACCACCAGGCUUUCAUCGUGAGAUGAUGAUCCCACACGAGGGCAUGAUGCCCGCCUUUGAUAUGGGUCGAGGUCGCGGUAGGGGAUUCGCUAUUCAUCCGGGAAAGAUACCGAUGAUUCACCCUAUGGAUUUUCCAAUGGAUGACAGGCUUCAAGUUCCAAUGAUGGACGAAAAUGGAAUGUUUCCAGUUGGAUUACCUCCUGCUAUGUCAUAUGAUCCCAUGAUGAUUCGUUCAUUCCCUCCGCAACACGUUCCGCCUGUGGAGCAACGUGACACGCGUGAGCAACGCGAUACGCGAGAUCAGAGAGACUCACGAGGGGAACGGGAAGCGCGCGAGAAACGUGAGGGCGAGGCGGAUGACGAUAAACGCAGCGAGGAUGACAGUGAAGAUAGCGAGGAAACAAGCAGUCGUACGCGAAAACGACGCGACAGAGACCGACAUCGAGACAGAGAUAGGGAUACUGAAAGACGUGACAGAGAUCGAAAACGUGAUCGCGAUAAGGACCGAGAUCGUCGAGAUCGUGUGAACGUGAACGUGAUCGCGAUCGUGACAGAGACCGUGAUAAGGAUCGCGACAAGGAAAGAAGGCAUCGGGAUAAAGACAAAGAUAAGUCAUCGAGAAGAGACGAUCGUGAAAGGUCAAGCCGUAAGGAUCGCGAUAGGUCACGCGAACGAAGAGAUAAGGACAAAAAACGACACACCCGAAAUGAUGAGAGUCAAGACGAAGGUGGCGAGGAGAGCGAACUGCCGAAAAAGAAAAAGAGUCGACGAACACGCGAAGCUGAUUCUGAUGAACACGAGAAUGGUGACAGUAAAAAGGCAGACGAUUGAAGGAUUCUUGAUUUAUUAAGUCAUGAAACUGUCGUCGUCCCAUUAGAUUAUAUGCAUACUUAGUACAUUAUAAAAUUAGUUGUGUGUAUUGUAUGCACACGAACUAUCCUACAUGCACACGCGUGUCCCCGGGGGAUACCAUUCAACGACAAAUAUACAUAGACAUCAUCGCGAUGUUUCAUGAGGAAAUAACUGGAUGAAAAGUAAUUGCAGACUGUCAGUUUAUUUUAUAUUGCGAUUUUGUCACUUUAUUGUGAUUUCACACUGUGCACUAUAGCGACUGAUCACGUGUAAUCUAUAAGUGUGACGCCGUCAAUAUAUUGCGCCAUAAAGACAGAUCGCGCGAAGCCUUAAUUGUAAUGUAAUACGCCAUAAUGAGCAAUUGCUCAAGUGAUUAGCGCUCAGUUCAAUCUGAGAUGUAAAUUGGAUGUCAAUUAUGAAAGUGUUUUUUGAUAGUUUUA